This is a messenger RNA of Larimichthys crocea (large yellow croaker), 4189 nucleotides long. It is a transcript of the gene slc26a1, whose product is annotated as solute carrier family 26 member 1. Bases 202 to 2343 code for a protein of 713 amino acids. NCBI's taxonomy places the organism in Eukaryota, Metazoa, Chordata, Actinopteri, Sciaenidae. Gene Ontology annotation, molecular function: secondary active sulfate transmembrane transporter activity. The record is from RefSeq and is a predicted model, not a curated record. The transcript is spliced from 8 exons. Gene Ontology annotation, biological process: sulfate transmembrane transport. Gene Ontology annotation, cellular component: membrane.
GGCAGUCAGUGAGCAGCAUAGUGGACAACGGUAUAUAGAAAAACAGAGUGAUGGUGGAUGCAGUGGCAUCAGUCAGGGAGGUAUGGCUGAUGUCGCCUCCUGUUUGUAUUCAAGCUGCUCCUUCUCUUUGGGAGCACAGCUGACCACAUUAUCCCCUCCCUCUACCUCUGUUCGUGCUACCUCCUCUUCCAUCCUGAGACCAUGGAGGAGGUCACCAAGAUCACAGAGACCACGCUGGCCCCACCCCUUCUCCUGGAACGGCGGGUACGCCAGAGACAGCCUAAAGCUACAGUCCUCAAAUCCAAGCUGAAGCAGAGUAUGACUUGCUCGGUGCCCAGAGUCCGAUCCACCCUGACCGGGUUCUUCCCUGUGGUGCGCUGGCUGCCUAAAUACAAACUCAGGGAGUACGUCUGGGGCGAUGUGAUGUCGGGCUUGAUCAUUGGAAUUAUCUUGGUACCACAGGCCAUCGCCUACUGCCUGCUGGCCGGUGUGGAGCCCAUUUAUGGUUUAUACACCUCAUUUUACGCCAACAUCAUCUACUUCCUCAUGGGGACGUCCAGACAUGUCUCUGUGGGAAUCUUUAGCCUUAUGAGCCUCAUGGUGGGACAGGUAGUGGAUAAGGAGAUGUUCCUUGCAGGUUUCGAUCUCAAUGAGGACUCCACAGCAUCCAGUUCUGAUUUGUUUAAUGUCACACUGGGCACUAACCUCACAGCUGGGAAACUUCACAGUGUGGAGCUCAUGGGUGUGCAGUGCGGGAAGGAUUGUUACUCCAUCAGCAUCGCCUCUGCCCUUACAUUCCUAGCUGGCAUCUAUCAGGUCAUGAUGGCCGUGUUUCGGCUAGGCUUUGUCUCUGUAUACCUUUCAACUCCUAUGUUGGAUGGUUUUGCCACUGGAGCUUCUUUCACCAUCCUGACCGUGCAGGCGAAAUACCUGCUGGGUCUUAAGAUUGCCCGUCACCAGGGCUACGGCACAGUUGCUGUCACCUGGAUCAACAUAUUCAUCAACAUUCAUAAGACGAACCUGUGUGACCUUAUCACUAGUGCCAUCUGUAUCUCUGUAUUAGUGGCAGGGAAAGAGAUCCAGGAACGCUACAAGAAUCGUCUAAAGAUCCCUCUUCCAACUGAGCUGAUAGUAGUGGCAGGAGCAACACUGGCCAGCCAUUUUGGGGAGCUGAACAGCCGUUACAGCUCCAGUGUUUCUGGUCACAUCCCAACAGGGUUCAUUCCUCCUCAGGUGCCAAACUUUGGUCUCGUGUCACGAUUGGCAUUGGAUGCCAUUCCGCUGGCUGUCAUUAGUUUUGCCUUCACUGUGUCGCUGUCCGAGAUGUUUGCGAAGAAAAAUGGCUACACCGUUCGUCCUAACCAGGAGAUGUUGGCCAUUGGCUUCUGUAACAUCAUCCCCUCCUUCUUCCACUGUUUCACUACCAGUGCAGCGCUGGCAAAAACCAUGGUGAAGGACUCAACAGGCUGUCAGACACAGGUGUCCAGUUUGAUCAGCGCACUGGUUGUUCUUCUCGUCCUUCUCUUCUUCGCACCUUUCUUCUACGAUCUCCAGAAGUGUGUUCUUGCCUGUAUUAUCAUUGUCAGUCUUCGGGGGGCACUCAGAAAGUUCAAGGAUGUCCCAGCUAAGUGGCGUGCCAGUCGUAAUGAUGCCAUCGUGUGGCUGGUCACCAUGUCAGCUACAGCCCUCAUCAGUGUAGAGAUGGGCCUCCUGGUCGGAAUAGUUUUUUCGAUGAUCUGUGUUAUCUUCAAGACCCAGAAACCUAAGGUUUCUCUCCUGGGCCGGGCCAAUGACACUGAUCUUUAUGAGGACAUGGACGAGUACAAAAAUCUCAUCCCGCCACCUCGAGUUCAGGUCUUCCGCUUCCAGGCUCCUUUGUAUUAUGCCAACAAGGACUCAUUCCUCAAAUCCCUCUACAAAGCUGUCGGAGUUGAACCUUUCUUGGAGAUGACCAUUAGGAGAAAGGCAGAAAAGAAGGCCAAAGAUAUGUCCUUGAAACAGGCCAAGGCAAAUGGGGAUAGGAACAACGGUGAGGUCGUUAUUGGCCUCGUCCAAAGAGAACUGGAUUUUCACACAAUAGUUUUAGACUGCUCUGCCAUACCCUUCAUAGACUCGACAGGCAUGGCCGCAUUUGAAGGGCUGGUUAAGGAAUAUAAAGAGAUCGGGGUGAGCGUACUCCUCGCCAACUGCAACACCUCAGUUAUUGAUACUCUGCAGAAGGGACAGUUCUUUGGGAAGAAUGACAAAGAUAUGAGCAGCCUGCUGUUUCAUACAGUUCAUGCUGCGGUUCUUCAUGCAAACAGUACAUUUGCAGCAGCAGAAACCAAGUUAGAAGUGGUGUAGAGCAGCUAUAAGAAGAAGGGAACAGAGAAAAUGUUCUGGUGUCAUCCAUUUCUCCUCCUUUCUUUAGUAAACCAAAAUGUGAAUUUAGUUGUGGAAUGAAUUGCAGUUGCCUUUUAGGAAGCUUUGUCCAAGAAGACAUUGGGGUACCAGGAAUAUCCAAUUAGGAAGAUUAUUUACAUAAACCUCUGGGGCCACAACCACCUAACAAGCACACUUUAAAGCAGUUUUAACAUUUCUGGUGCAGACAUUGAUUACCUUGUCAGCCAAGGUAUAGGAGGCACAUAGGCUAACCAGACAAACAACAGAGCUGGCGAGGAUCAGAAACAGGCAGUCAGGAAGGGUGACAUGCAGCCAUGCCACCCGUUGCUUGCUCCUGCAAGCCUUCUAACGGCGCUUAACAGGGAUAAAACUCUGCAUCAUCAGCAAAAGAGACUAUGGCUGUGCUAUCAUUAACAGGGUUACAUCAAGUCUGUGGCUUAAGCCAUCUGUAGUAGACAGAGUAGACAGUAGUUGUCGAUCUCACAGAAAUCACAAUGUGCGUCAUGAGAAGCAGCAUCACAUACAUAUGUACUUACUCCCCACAUUAGUAUAAUUGGAAUGAAGUUGAAAGUCAGCUAAAUUGGCCUUUAGAUAAACAUAAAAGGAAGGUAAAGUAAAGAUAAAGUCAAUAAAUUAAUUAACUGAUAAGUAAAUUGUAUCGCAACUGGAAAAUGGCAUCAAAUUUUAGAAUUUCCCACUUGAAGUGUGAAAGGGAAGUAGAAAAUUUUAAUUUAAUCUAUUUUGAAUCACUGAAUGUGUGUUUGAAGACUUUUCAAGGACCACCCAUGAUCCAUAGCAGUGAUGGCAUAAGUGAAGAAUUAGUUCUAAUAAACAUAAACACAGCAAACACUUAUAUUACAUUUAAUCUGCACAUGCUUGCUUCUUUAGUCCUUUAUUUUUCACUUGUUGUUGUAAUACUGUUAGUUAGGGUUAUUCAUACACAGGUGUCACUGCAAAGCUGCUUUAACUUCUUAUAUUGCUUAAAGCUUUUGGUCAAAGUCCAUGAUGGCUCUAAUCCAGGAGUCCAGAGUUCAGAUAAGGAGAGUUAGCCACUAUCAGCAGUAUUUCUUGAGGUGCCUGUUGCACUGUUACUGUGGACCUCAAAAUAAUUUUUAGAAGCCCAUUGGAUCUAUUCCUGACUUUAAGAUGAAGCAUUCAUUCUUGGUGAAAACUAGCUUUUCAUGUCUCACAAGUACUGAGUGCUUUUUUAGGCUCGGUAUCAUACAGAGAGAGCCUUGCCUUCAAACCAUUAUAAAAUCAUCAUUAUAACAUAUUCAUCCUGUUCCCUGGUCAGUCAACAGGAAGUUAUAUAAUCUGUUCUUGAAAAAAAUGGAUCCUCCUCUCAGGCGCUAAAAGCUAGUCAUCAUAUGGUGCCUCUGAAAUUUAUAUUUUUCUCAGAAAACUGAUGGCAGCAGGUGAUGCCACAUUAUUUGUCAAACUCCUUCACUGCCACUGGUGGUUAAAUCAAAUGUUCUAUGUCGUAAAAUAAGAGCAGUAGUAUCUGUAAAAUCACCACUUUAACUUUUUAAUUUUGAUGUUUGUACCUUCAUGUUUCUGUCAAAAAGACAAGUGAAGUGGCAUUGUGUUAAGAUAUAGACAUUCUUGUUUGUAAAUUGAGAAAUCAUUUUGUAUUUUCAUACACUUAUUUUGUCAUCAGAUUUUCACCAUGUAUUAAUUUAACUCAAAUCAUGACAUCUUGUCUUAGGGGGACUCUUGUUUUGACUUUCAGUUUAAUUUUUUUUGUGUUGACAUUCAACACUCAUAUAUAAACACUGCCUUAAUGUUCAAUACUUGAAUUAAAUUGACA